AUGCAUUGGCGCCAAUACAUGACAUCAAAUGGUCGUUGCCCCUCUUCCAUAACACACGUGAUUCACCCCCCACCACUCUCUCUCUCUCUCUCUCUCUCUCUCUCUCUUUUCUCAUAUAUUCCUUUUAGCGUGUCUUCCUUUAAAGUGUAUUACAUUCUUCCUUUUAUCUUUUCUACGAAACCUCCUUUUCCACAGCCCGUCAAACCUCACUUUCCUUCAUUGACUCCUCGUUCUUCCACCUUUAGACCCUCGCUGCCUUCUAUCGACCAACGCAGCAUCACGCUACCGCCCGCCGAUGUCCUCUUGUCUCGUGAAUACGUCCUAAUCACUGGCAAACGGUGCCGACAACCGCCAGUGGGCCUCCAAAACCGUUCGUUACCGAAGAACAAAGACGAAACUUGCUUUAGCAAUCUCAGCGAAUCAAUAAUGUUUACCGAUUGCUCGAAAAUCCUCUGGAGAAGUUUCACAGCAUCUUCCAGCACUCAUUGA
Molecule: messenger RNA, 489 nt
Organism: Acanthosepion pharaonis
Lineage: Eukaryota; Metazoa; Mollusca; Cephalopoda; Sepiida; Sepiidae
Source: the annotation of a GenBank genome assembly